AUGACCGAAGACACUCGUUCCCGGCCAGUUGUCGCAGAGGCCAUUGCCCAAGAAGGUGUUCAAACCGCCGAGAAAGGUGUAGCGGACCGUAGACCGGCAAUUCUGUCUUUAGGAGAAGAUGUUUAUCCCGAAGGCGGAUGGCGGGCCUGGUGCACCGUGCUAGGCGCGCUACUUGCACAGUUGUGCAGUUAUGGCUAUACCGUAUCAUUUGGAGUUUAUCAAGAGUAUUAUACAACGGAUUACCUCAAGAACGAGCCAGCUUCUGCAAUUUCAUGGAUCGGUAGCGUCAAUGCGUUCCUCUUUGAAGCUUCUGGCAUCGUCGCCGGACGGCUUUAUGAUCGAGGAUACUUCUACCAUCUCGUCUACGGAGGAUGCCUGAUGCAAUCACUCUCGCUCUUCAUGCUUUCUUUAGCAAAGCCCGACCAGUAUUACCAGAUCUUUCUCGCGCAGGGAGUAGCCUCAGGCAUAUCCUCCGGCGUCCUUUUUAUACCCACGAUGGCCAUCGCCUCCCAGUACUUCUUCAAGCGUCGCGCUCUGAUGAUGACCCUCGUCUCGUGCGGGGCGGCCCUCGGAUCAAUCGUCUUCCCAAUCCUACUAAACAAUAUGCUAAAUGGACCAAACGGUGGCUUCGGAUUCGCAACGAGCGUUCGAGCGAGUGCAGCUGUCGUUGCGGGGUUCUUGUUCAUCGCGUGUUGCCUCAUGCGUACACGUGCCGAAUAUUCUGAGCCUGCGACGAGCUCCAACUAUGGGAAGACUACAAAGCGAUGUUUCAAGGAUGUUGCGUAUAUGCUAGGAAUAUCCGGCACAAUGAUUUUCGGAGUAGUGAUGUACUAUCCGAUCUUCUACCUCCAGCUCGACGCCGUCUCGCACAACAUCGACUCGACGUUCUCCUUCUGUUCACUCGUCAUCAUGAAUGCCUCAAGCUUCGCGGGCCAGCUGGUUGCGGGUUUUCUAGCCCAUCCUAUGGGGACGCUGAACGUAUUGAUCGCUUCCAUGAUCGGAGGAAGCGCAACUAUCUUUGGCAUGAUGGGUUUAACCAUGAUUCCAGGUGUAGCUGUCUUCGCAGUGGUGUAUGGCGUCUUCUUCGGCAUUUUCAUUGCUAUGUGGUCGCCAUCGAUGGCGGCGCUUACACCUGAUCACGAUGAACUUGGUGUGCGAAUGGGUAUGGGCUGUGCCGGGAUGGCCAUAGGUGCUCUUGUUGGUACACCGAUUUCGGGUGCACUCCUAGGUAGUAGUUAUGCUUGGUGGAAGCCGGGAUUAUUCAAUGGGGCGAUGGGACUUGUCGCGUGCGCUCUUGUCAUUGGCAUGCGGCUCACUACUGGAAGACCACACCUCAGGGGUUUACCCUCCGACUCAUAA
Coniophora puteana RWD-64-598 SS2 is the source of this 1359-nucleotide messenger RNA. RefSeq names its product MFS general substrate transporter. Gene Ontology annotation, molecular function: transmembrane transporter activity. Bases 1 to 1359 code for a protein of 452 amino acids. NCBI's taxonomy places the organism in Eukaryota, Fungi, Basidiomycota, Agaricomycetes, Boletales, Coniophoraceae. The transcript has 14 exons. Gene Ontology annotation, cellular component: fungal-type vacuole membrane. Gene Ontology annotation, biological process: transmembrane transport. The record is from RefSeq and is a predicted model, not a curated record.